Messenger RNA from Trypanosoma grayi, 1188 nucleotides. RefSeq names its product putative GTPase activating protein of Rab-like GTPase. The record is from RefSeq and is a predicted model, not a curated record. The coding region runs from base 1 to 1188 and encodes 395 amino acids. Gene Ontology annotation, biological process: activation of GTPase activity; intracellular protein transport. The transcript has a single exon. Gene Ontology annotation, molecular function: GTPase activator activity. NCBI's taxonomy places the organism in Eukaryota, Euglenozoa, Kinetoplastea, Trypanosomatida, Trypanosomatidae.
AUGGCGCAGUUCCCGCCCCCCUCGCUGAUCGAGACGGAGGAUGACGGGUGGUCUCUUAGGCCCCCACAACGGCCGGCGGACGAAUACGCUGCUGCAAUUGCGGGUCCCGUCGUCAGUCUGUCGAUGAUCACACGUCUGUGUCGCCGCGGCACACCGGAAAGGGUUCGUGCCGUCAUGUGGCAGCUGCUGAUGGGCUUCCUUCCUCUCGAAACGUUCCGCUGGGAGUCGUUGCGGGUGGUGAAAACAAAGGAAUAUCGUGAAAUUGUGCAUAUUGUAUGUGUACUUGAUGAAAACGGAAAUGUUGUGGCGGGGGAGGGCAGCUGCCGUGCAGUAGACGUCGAUAUCCCGCGCACGAUUCCCUCCAUGCACUUCUUCAACUCCCUGGAGGCGUCCACGACGGAAAACGGCGUCCCUGUGACAUUCUCACCGACGCAGCAGAGUCUGCGGCGCAUCAUCCACACCCUCGCCGGUGUCAACAAGGGCCUUGGCUAUGUGCAGGGGAUGAACGAGCUGGUGGGUCAUUUGUUAUACGCCUUCGCGUCUGGGCAACGUGACGCAGUCAACGAUACCAUCGAAGGUGAAGUUUUCUUUUGUUUUCAAACAAUGCUCGCAUACCUCGGCGACGAUUUCUGUCGUAGUCUUGAUUUUGAUCAGGAUACUGGUGUAACGAGUACCAUCCGUCACUUUGAGCGAUUGCUUCAGUUCCUGGAUCCUGUGCUGUGGCGGCACCUGCACAGUAGUCAGGUAAGGUCGGAGUUCUACGCAUUCAGAUGGAUCACGCUGCUCUUCACGCAGGAGUUUAAUGUGCCAGAUGUAUUUCGAGUGUGGGACUUCCUAUUCUCAUUCGGGGAGGAAUUACGCAGCGUGGUCCUCUACGUCGCAGUCGCCAUGUUGCACUAUCAACGUGACGAGCUACUGCGAAUGAAUCAUCUCUGCGAACUCCUCCCUUUGCUGCAGUCGUACCCGCCGUGCGAUGUCAAUGAAUUUCUGAAGAUUGUUAUGCAGUGGAUCGACCAGUUUGGCUUCCGGUUGGUGCAGCAGCUGAAGGUGUCAACUGCAGAUGAUGUUGCAGAGCUGCGGCGUCGAUACCAAAUGACUGUGCCGGGUGAGGCGUCGUGGGGCAGCAGUCUGUGGUGUUGGAUGAGCUCUGUGAGGGAUCUUGCAAGGCAUGUGAGGGGGGAGCGUUAG